UAGCCAACCAGCUACAGUUUAGCCCGCGCUACAUGUACACCACACCGGGGCUUAUCCAGCUGUGAUGUUUGUUUAGGUCCAGACCUGCGUAUAAAAACAAACCUGGUUCCCACAUUCUCACAAGUUUAGUCGUCGGGCCCCGUGGCUUCAACUUGUCGGGUGAACUUGUACUUGUUGAAACAGUGUGAGGUCCUGUACUACAAGACAUUGUGAUCAUUCGCCGCUAACACUACAUACGUGCAGUCUAGCACUAGUUCUCCACACAUGCACUCCGUAUUACUACAGGUACAACUGCACGUUCACGCCAACUUGCCAAAAUUCGACGGAAUUCCGAGGCGUCGGUUGUGCAUGCCUCUACUGACUCUCAAGAACAACUUCCUCUCAAGGUGAACUUGAAUACUUCGCCAUGUUGACGGUCUGUUACGUCAUCGUGACGCUCGUGUGUCUUGGACAGACACUGCCGACAAAAGAUUCAAUAGAGUUCAAUCAUCCAGAACAAGCUGAUUUCAUCAAGUCCUUGACCGAUUUCGAAAUCGUCAUCCCGUCCCUAGUGGACGGCAAUGGGGUUUUCAUCUCGCACGAUCUGAGCGGGGUCCGAGUUGACCGCCACAACUCGGCACCUGGCCAGGACUCGAAACUUCCCGUUCAAGGCGGCGAAGAAAAGUCCCCAUCUUCAGUCCACUACAAACUGAGUUUGUCCGGAGAAGAUCUCCAUCUCCAACUGCAGCGGAGUGAUCGUCUGAUCGCACCGGGUUUUGUGGCGGAGAGACGUGGGAGGAACGUGUCGGAGGCACGGUUGGGACGCAUCGACCACGUCCGCCACUGUCAUUUCAACGGACAUGUACGCGGACGGCGCGAUUCACGGGUGGCCGUUAGUACAUGCGACGGCGUUAUUGGAAUGAUCAGACUUGAAGAAAGCGAGUUUUUCAUUGAGCCCGUCAAGAACUACACCAGAAGCCAAGGUACCAGACACCACCCGCACGUGGUGUACAAGCGGUCAGCGGUACCAGACCAAGCGAGGCAAGCUCGUGACGUAGACAAGAGCGAGAAUGGAGAUUUCUGUGGCGUACAGAACAAAGUAUCAGUUGAGAAACUUGACAAGGUGCGGCAGAAACGCGCCACUGGGGAACGCGAAACGACCUCAGGACAUCGGAGGCGAAGACGAUCGAUAAGUAUGGAGCGAAACGUCGAGUUAUUGGUCGUCAUAGACAAACACAUGGUGCAGUAUUACCGGGAUCAGGACAUCGAGACCUACGUCCUGACCAUCAUGAACAUUGUUGCUACUCUGUACCACGACGCCACCAUCGGUAACUAUAUCAACAUCGUCAUGGUGCGCAUGCUCUUCCUUGAAGAGGACGAGGAGGAAUUAUCGAUCGAGCACGAUGCCGACAAGACGCUGAGCAGCUUCUGCCGAUGGCAACGGAUGAUUAACCCUGGGGACGAGAACCACCCGAAUCACCACGAUGCUGCCGUUCUGUUAACAAGGAAGGAUUUGUGCAAGGGUUUUGAUGCUCCGUGUGGCACGUUAGGACUAGCCCAGGUUUCUGGUAUGUGUCAGGCUGAGUGGAGCUGUAACAUCAACGAAGACACGGGGCUUGCCUUGGCCUACACCGUGGCUCACGAACUCGGCCACAGUUUUGGCAUGCAGCAUGAUGGUCUGGACAACGGCUGUGGUCAAGGCAACGACUCCCAGGUCCACGUGAUGUCCUCGCAACUGACCGGUGUCUACGGGGCGCUGACCUGGUCGGCUUGCAGCAGGAACUACAUUACGAGAUUCCUGGACCAGGGUUUCGGUGACUGCCUGAAUGACGAGCCGAGCCCUCAUAACUUCGACUACCCGUACGUCCCCGCGGGGGUCAUGUACACGGCGCAGCAUCAGUGCCGAUUGCAGUAUGGUGUCAACGCUUCGGUUUGCUCGCAUCUUGAGCCAGAUCAGUGCUCUACACUAUGGUGCAGAUCUGGUAACCGAUGUCAUUCUAAGCUGUCUGCGGCUGCGCCGGGUACCAGUUGUGGAAGGGACAGGUGGUGUAGCGGUGGAGAGUGCGUAGAUAUCAAGGAAUCGGCGGCAGCGAUUCACGGCGACUGGGGGCCAUGGAGCGAAUGGACACCCUGCUCCAUGACGUGUGGGUCAGGGGUGGCCAUCAAAGAGAGACACUGUAAUAACCCAAGACCGGCCAAUGGAGGCAGAUACUGCGUCGGUGAACGUAAGAAGUACGCCAUAUGCAAUCGUCAGGAAUGUCCCAAAGGCAGUGUGCAUCCACGGGACGAUCAGUGCAGCAGCUACAACGGCUUAACCCACCAGGGAAGCUACUUCCAAUGGGUGCCGUACUACAAAGAAAACGCUUUGUGUGAGUUGCACUGUCGACCACUGGAAAAGCGGUUCAUGCUGCCGAUUAAAUUCGCCACGGAGGUCAGGGAUGGGACACCGUGCACUGAGGAUUCCAGAGACAUGUGCAUCGGCGGAAUCUGCUACACGGUAGGCUGUGACUACCAGAUCAACUCAGAAGCUGUGGAGGAUCGGUGUGGGGUUUGCCAUGGCGACGGGUCGUCGUGUGAAACAAUCAGAGAUCAGCUCAUCAAACAGUCUGGCUUCGGGUAUGUGGAAGCUAUGGUCAUCCCAGCUGGCGCGCGCAACAUCCGUGUCGAAGAGGUCGCGGAGGCCAAUAACUUCUUAGCCCUCAUGGACUCAUCGGGCCACUACUACCUCAAUGGUGGAUGGGACAUCAAAUGGAGUGGGCGGUAUGAGGCGGCUGGGACUAUGGUGCGAUAUGAGAGAGACGAUCAGAACAAGGAGACGUUUGAUGCUAAGGGACCGCUCAAGAAACCGCUACACGUCAUGUUACUAUUUCAGUCCAAGACGGCAGGUGUAGCUUACGAGUACACGGUCCCCAAGCCCGGGAAUAUGACUGUACCUGUGCCUAAACACUUCGGAUGGAGGAUAGCUGGAUGGACGCCAUGCACGGUAACAUGUGGCGCAGGUCUUCAGCGAGAGAUCAUCCAGUGUGUGGAGCGGAUAGCUGGUGUGGUGGAGGAUAAAUACUGUAACGAUACCAAACCGGCUAAUCGGCAACGGCAGUGCAAUGUACAUCAAUGUCCUGCCAAUUGGUGGAUCGGUCCUUGGCAACACUGCUCAGUGACCUGUGGGUCAGGAGGCAUGCGCAGUCGGUCAGUGUUCUGCAUACGCAGCAUCGGGCAAGACGAGCAAGUCGCCCUGGUGGACGAGGAUUGUCUUCGGCUGGGGCUGAUGAAGCCGGAGACAACAGGGGGUUGUGGUGUGGCCAUCGCGUGCCCGAUGAAAGCUCACUGGGUCACCGGGGAAUGGUCAGAGUGUUUGUACAGGAAUGGACGGGCGGAGCAGACGCGCACAGUGCAUUGCAGCAGGAUCGAUGCUUUCUGUGACUACAGCAAUCGUCCAUCUACCAGACAACCGUGUGAAGAUUACUAUGAAUAUUCAUAUGAAUACUACGGUGACUACAGCGUAAAACGCGAUGAAACACCAAUCAGCUUCGGCGAGUGGGAACGCCUGAAAGAACAAGGUCUGCUGGAUGCCAAGAGUCCUACAACAGGAGUGGCUCCCACGCAGAUGGUGUCGAACUUCUUAGCCAAUCAGGUGCCCGAUACUGGACGUCAUGGAUACCCACUGCCGCCCGAUGGCACGGACAGGACUCUGAUUGGCGGAGCUGAUGAUGACGUCAUCUUGGGGAUUGAGAUACCACGUGCUGUGGAUCCGGACGGUGAUUGGGUGGAGCCGUCUAAACGGGGCAAUGUGAUCGGUAGUACCAGAGAGGCUGAAACCAUGGCCACACCGAGAGAAGAGGAACAAACAACGGAAGAAAAUGGACUUGUUCAGCAGGGGAAAACGCUAUGGUGGUUCUCAAGACCUUGGUCAGAGUGUUCUGUAAGCUGUGGCGAUGGGAUCCGGUAUCGGAUAGUGGACUGCCUUGAAGUCAGCACGGGAUUUGCACACAGAGGCUGCGAUCAGACCAUUAAACCCAGCACAAGCGAAACGUGCCGUCUGGCAGACUGCAACGGUAACAGUGCAUCAUUCUCUUACAGUUGCGAUGGCAACAAGCAGAGUGACACAUGGUGUCGUCUGGUGCGUGUGAUGGGCAACUGCCACAAGGACAUAUACAGGGACAUGUGUUGUGCCACGUGUAACGCGGAACUAGAGGAUAUAGCCCGCCAAAACUCUAACACAUAGGAUAAAAGGAGCAAUUGACGCCAAUUGGUGCCCCGCAAGUGCCUCAUGCUGCUUUCGUGUUAUGGGAGGCACUUUAGGCUACCAAUGAUGUUGACUAAAUCCGUUCCAUCAAUGCAUGGCGUCAUUAUAGCGAUAAUGAAAUAAAAUGCUUAACAAAAUUAGUUUCUGAAGUUAUUUAUUUUAUUUUAUAUUUUGUUUUUGCAAACUUCAGACAAUCACUUAUAGCAAUGAUUUUCUACCCAUUCGUUUAGUACUCCUAAUUACCAUUCAAGCAUUAAACGUUAUCUCAGCGUGUACAUUUGUAUUCUUAAUGUAUCAUUCAUGUUGACAGUGUGCUAUUGGUGGAUUUUGUAUGCGAAUGUACGAGGAGGCUGCUUCACAGAUUUGUAAAGUUUUAUUUGAUACGUGAUGAACUUUACUGUGAAUGAAGUUAAUAUUUUGGAAGAUGUCUGGACUGACUUUCAUUUCAUUUUAUUUCAAAUUGGUUUAUUACUACAUCAUGAAUCGCAGCCAAGGCUGAAUUGCACAUGAUUUUUUUAAAUACAAUAAUACUAUAACAUUACAACAAAUACGAUAUACAUGUUAAAAUGUUCCUUUGGAAAGGUUCCAAAGGGAAGCGUUCCUCCUUUAGGGCGUCACAUUUUCUUUGGAAGUUUUUGAAACCUCUUUUUGGGGAGAGAACUUUCAUGAGGGCUUCAUUGUAGCCUUUGUAAUGUUAACGCUGGGGGAGAUGUUUCUCGACGCUGGGGGGGGGGGGUUUAAGUAUCUGCAAAUCGAUCUUAGAGGAUUGAAACUGGUCUUGAAUCUUAAAGUGUUAUUAAAGUGGCUUUGGUCGUGCUGAAAUGCUGAAAUGCUUUUAUUUAUAAACUGAAUGAAUGAACAUUUCGUUUGUAAAUUUUAAACUGUAAAAAUGCUGUAAGUUGUUUGUAAAGUGUAAAAAAGUAUGUACACAAUUUUUAUUUAUCUGCUUGGAGUAAUUUGAAAUGAUUAAUUUCUGCAUGCCAAUGUUAAAAUUUAAAUGAAAAACAUGCAAGUAAAUUUUUUAAUAAUAUUCACCUGUAUUUCAACAUAAGUGCCCAUGAAGUUUUGUUGUGGAUUUUUUUUAAUACAAGUUGUGCUCGACUUUAAACAUUGA
Molecule: messenger RNA, 5336 nt
Organism: Patiria miniata (bat star)
Lineage: Eukaryota; Metazoa; Echinodermata; Asteroidea; Valvatida; Asterinidae
Product: A disintegrin and metalloproteinase with thrombospondin motifs 7-like
Exons: 22
Coding region: 407-4201 (1264 amino acids)
Biological process (GO): proteolysis; extracellular matrix organization
Cellular component (GO): extracellular matrix
Molecular function (GO): metalloendopeptidase activity
Source: RefSeq, a predicted model, not a curated record